This is a messenger RNA of Marchantia polymorpha subsp. ruderalis, 1449 nucleotides long. Lineage: Eukaryota; Viridiplantae; Streptophyta; Marchantiopsida; Marchantiales; Marchantiaceae. The record is from the annotation of a GenBank genome assembly.
CUGAAGCCGAAACCUUUUUAAUUCUCCUACCCUUAACAUCAUUCCAUAGCUGCACGAGUCAAAGUGCUCACCUUCAGACUUUUCCCCGUAGGUUCGCUUCAGAAUAGACCAGGACGGAUGCGUAGAUACGAAAGAGAUAUAAAGAGAUAGAGAGACGGCCAGGGUCGGGAUUUGGACGGGGUUGUUAAUUUGGCUUACAUUGGCGACGUAAGGGACUUGGGGAAUCGCUCGGGGAGCAGGAGGUGAACGGUCGGUCUGGAAUCUGUAGCGAUGUCGAGGCGGUCGACGACAUGGCUGCGAUUUGCGAGCUCGUGUGUGGUGGCUCUGUGCUUGCUGCAGACAGCGGCAGCUCAGAGCUGCGGGAGGGACGUCAAUAACACUCUGUGCGACAACGGGUUCUGCUGCAGUCAGUUCGGGUUCUGCGGGGUGAGCGACGCGUACUGCGGUGCCGGAUGCCAGUCGCAGUGCCCUCCUCCAUCGCCACCUCCUGGUCCUCCAGCCGUGAGCACCAGCGGCCUCGACAAGACUCUGAACCGCAGCACGUUCGAUCUCCUCUUCCCGGAUCGCAACUCCAGAUUCUACACCUACGAUGCAUUCAUCCUCGCCGGCAACAAGUUCCCCAAAUUCGGAACCGAAGGCCCGAAAGCCGUCCGCUUGAGAGAGAUCGCCGCCUUCGCCGCCCACAUUCAACAGGAAACCGCAGGACUCAUCUACAUCAGGGAAAUCGAUCAAUCCAACAGCUACUGCGAUGCCACCAGCACGCAGUGGCCCUGCGCUCCUGGACAGAAAUACUUCGGACGUGGUCCCCUGCAAAUCAGCUGGAACUACAACUAUGGGCCGGCAGGGAAGGCGCUGAAAGCAAACAUUCUCGCGCAGCCUGAUCUGGUAGCACAAGACGCCGUGCUCGCAUUCAGUUCUGCACUUUGGUUCUGGAACACCGCACGAGAGGGCGGUAUUCCUUCGAUUCACAAUGUGCUGGUGGGCAAGUAUCGCCCGACGUAUGCAGAUUUGAAGGCCGGCAGGAAGCCAGGGUUCGGAUUGACCAUUCUGAUCAUCAACGGCGGCCUCGAGUGCGGAAAGGUCACUCCCCAAGCCACCAACCGCAUCAGCUACUUCAAGGACCGCGUGGCCCUGUUGGGAACCUUCGCGGGCGACAAUCUCUCGUGCGACAAAAUGACACCUUACGGAUCUUGAGUCCAUCGCCGCCAACCGCAAUCCAAUUUGCCAAUUUCACGACUGGUUUGGUUGGUCAUCUGGAGGCAGCAGCAGCAGCAAAUGUUCAAACCUCUGCAUAAUUCAGAAUGCGGGCUACACCAUUUUAUUAAGUGAGCCACGAUAUUAACAAACUUUAGUAACUAACCGCAAAAGAAACAUUCAUCGCCGUGAAAGUAUGUAGGCACUCAUCAUCAUAUAAUAAACUUGUCAUCGUAGCUGAAUUUUACACUCUUG